Messenger RNA from Ustilaginoidea virens, 1188 nucleotides. RefSeq lists its product as uncharacterized. The transcript has 2 exons. Lineage: Eukaryota; Fungi; Ascomycota; Sordariomycetes; Hypocreales; Clavicipitaceae. The coding region runs from base 1 to 1188 and encodes 395 amino acids. The record is from RefSeq and is a predicted model, not a curated record.
AUGGCUUGUUUGAUCCCUCUUUCACUCAGCACCGAGUGCCAGGGAAAACGAUACAGCUUGUUUCCCUCCGCUGACCAGGAAGGACCGCGUCGCUUUAACGGAGCGUCGUCGACUCCGCAGCCGCAAAAUGCGCCGAGAGCUCGCAUUCAACCUCAACCUAGACAACAGUCGCAGCCUCAGCGACUACCACAGCAACAACAAAAGCAGCAGGAGGCAAGGGGGGAUUUGAAAUCUGCUCCGCGGGGAAUCGCACACUGGAAGUUGACUCUGCGUGACAUCAAGCGAGAGUAUAUCAAUGGGCACUUCAGACGAUGUACUACUCACUGCCAUCAGAUUCUUGAGAAUGACGACAAGCUUUGCAAAGCAAACCCAGUUCAUCUACUCUACUUGCACUUUUACGCCGCCGCCUCGCUUGAGAUGCAAGCUCGCGCCAUCCAUCAAUCCUCACCACACCGCGCUUCGCUGCUGAGACAAUCGUACGUGCACUACAGUGCUGCUUCAGAUGCUGCGAAACAGGCUGAGGGAAGCACGAGCCGGGUCCCCCCAAGGCUGGUUACCUCUUUUUCAAGCCUUCACUCGGCCUCAGAGUCGAGCGCAUCAGGGUCAACCGUGUCUACAAGAAUGUCAUCUCCAGCACCAUCCCUGGGCUCUGCAGAGGAUGUCUUCAAACCACAUCCACGCACUUCACCCUGUGCAUCAAAGAAGAAGAAAGUCUCAUUCUGCGACCAGCUCAUCUUCGAACCCAUCAUUCGGCCGGACAGCCCUACACUUGGCUUUGACGAGUGUUUGCGUCGAUCCUCCCUGGAGCCAGUUUAUCCGGAAUCCAUCCUCAAGAACGCCCAGCCAACCCCGCCUGCGGCGUUCCUAGUUGAGGAUUUGCCUUUGGGCCCAGAGCCCGGCGAGCCCGACGACGCCGACCCGUUCUAUCACGCCAGAUCCAUUCAUCGCUUCUGCACCAUCCUCAGCAGCAUCCGUCGACAAAUCACAUCGCACAUGACUACUCUCGACAUCGAAAUGGCAGCUUGCCGGAUCCCUUCAACCUUGACGCCCAUCAGUGAAGAGAUGAGAAACCUGGAUAUCAAGGCCCGCAUUGAGCGCUUGCGAGCAUGCGGCUGGAACCGACCCCGUUUCGACGCCAAGCGGUAUGAAACGCUGCGCGAAAAUGCCUUGGCUGAUAUGAUGCAGUAA